ACACACACACACACACACACACACACACCCAACCCCCUGUGAUGCUAACCGCCCCAUGGCUGUACUGGGACGGCAUGUCUGUCGAGGAGGCGGUUUAAUCUGAAACCAAACCUGGAUAUUAUGGAGGAAUUGAUGUGUUGACGGAGAUGCAUGAAAAAGACAGUCGGACUCCGCGGCGGGAUGAUUGGCGAUAAACGAGCACAGGAACACGGAGAGAGAAAUCUGAGUCACCAUAAUCCAUCUGGACGCUGGGGGGGAAGAUGAGGACCAUGAUGGCUUCGAUGAAAACAGCAUUAUUCGUGUUCGUGCACGGGGUGAUCCACUACGCUGUGUGUCGCGACGUAGCACUUCCCACUGGAACCCUCUACCGCGUCGCAGGGUUCCAAGUCUCCCUGCCGUGUUCGGUGUCGGGCUUCGAGGGACCGCGCACGCAGGAGUUCGAGUGGUUCUUAUACAGGGACGAUGCUGCUGGGAGGCAGAUGGGAGUCGUGUCCACCAGGGACAAAGGCUUCCCUUACGCCCCGUUUCAGCCCCGGGUGAAGAACGGGGAGGUGAGGGUGGAGAGGGACUCGGGGGACAAAGUCCGGCUGGUGAUCCAGAGGCUUCGGGCUGAGGACCAGGGGAAGUACGAGUGCUACACACCCAGCACAGACACAACGUACCAGGGGAACUACAGCGCCUCAGUGGUUGUUAAAGUGAUCCCUGACACACUCCAGAUCAGCUACACUCGCUCGCUCACUGGUCAGCCUGUGCCAGAGGGGGCUGAAUUAACACUGACAUGCUCAGCUGGCAUCCAAUCGGAGCAGCUCACCCACCUGUCUGUCACGUUUGGGAAGAGGAGCGGAGGAGAGGGCACCGGGAGCGAUGACGCUGGAGGGGAGGUGAGCAACGUUAGAGAGAUAAUCUCCAUCGACAAGAUGCUGGGGAUCGUUCCUGGGCGUGGGUACAAGAAGAGGUAUGAUGACGGAGAGAUCACGCUGGAGAAGAGGAAUGGGGAGGCGGGGCUGGCUGUGUACGUGAUGAAGAUGAAGAUGGUGCAGCCGGACGACACGGGCUCAUAUUUCUGUGAAGCCUCUCAGUGGAUUCGUGACCCUGACCGAUCUUGGCAGAAGAUUGCACAGAGGACUCUGGAUAUUGGCAACUUGACUGUUCAGCAACUAGCCGAGUCACUGAGUAUAACAUCCUCACCCCGAGGGGAGGUGACCCUGCAGAUCGGUUCCCCUCUCAUCCUGACUUGUGAGGUGUUGGGGAUGCCGUCUGAUGUGAACUCCGGACUGCUCGUUCAAUGGAUGAAGAGGGGAUCAGUAAGCAGCGACACAGCUGUAGCCGGGGGAGUGGAGGUGGAGGUGGCCCGGAUGAGCCCAGAUGGUGUCGUGAGUUGGGGGGACGACGUCAGCCGAUCUAGCGGGGGCUCCAUGGAGAAAGUGUCAGAGGGAAAGUACUCUCUGAAGCUGUUCUCAGCCCGCCCUCUAGACUCCGGUGUGUAUAGGUGUGUAGUGAGCGUAUACGCUGGAAGAAGAAACCCUGGUCCCUCUACACCUGCAACACACACCCAGAGGUCUGAGGGAGUCACUGUCAACCUCAAGACCAAAGACGUGCUAGUUUCAGCCGUGGCUCAGCUCCCUCGAGGCCCCCUGUUGAAAAGAGGCAGCACCAUCACACUGAUCUGCACUGCCACCGUGACAACUACGGGUCCCGCCCAGGCACAGGUGCAGUGGCUGCGCUGGCCGAUCCCUGAACCGUUUAUCAGGAGAGGGCAGAGCACGACUCCUGAUCUCACUCUGCCAGCCCCCCCUGUUGACGACAAACCCAGAGUGGUAGCUGCCCUCAUGUACGAUGGCGUUUCGAAAAUCUACACCAACACAAGCGAGGUCAGCAUCGACCGCCUGUCUGCUGUCAGCUACAGACUGAGGGUCCACACAGCUACAAUGGAGGAUCAGGGAAUGUAUGCGUGUCAUGCAGAGGCUUGGGGGCAGGACCCGCAUGGAGGCUGGUACAACACAGGGACCAGGGCAGAGUCAAAUGCAGUGACUGUUUACCUCUAUGCUAGAGCUGCUGACCUCCUCCUCAUCCCUCUGGUUGUCGGAGUAUCCUCUGCUUUGUUUGUUGGCAUCCUCAUCAUCGCAACGGUGACCUGCUGCUUCAUGAAGCGGCUGGCGAGGCAGCGCGCUCAAAAAUAAGUUGGCUGGCUAUGUGAAAUCUUAAUGUUUGUGACGAGGCCUAGAAGAGUGAUGCACAGAAUAAUAUGGAAGAAAUGGCAAAGAAAUGACUUCAAGACAAAAUGUCAAGUCAAAAAUGAAACAGGUACAUAAUGGUUAUCCUACGGUAAUACAAUCAAAGCCAGAAAACAAAAUCUGUUUUAUAAUCUCAUGUAUUUUUAUAUCCAAACCUCUGAAAAGAGCAUACAACUCAGUGACCCUGUCAAUGUCAGACUUUUUAGUGAUCCAUUUUUUUUUCCAAUGCAAAGGCAAGACGUGUUCUUAACAAGGUCAAAGUAAUGAAGGUUCUUUAUGUUUGUUUAAAGUGAGGAAUGCUACAGUUACUGCAAAGAUUAAAAAGCAUCGUUUCUGUAGAAAGGCCGAGCAAAACUCCCUCACAGAAGUCAAAGUUGCUGAAUAAAGAAACCAAAUUGU
Messenger RNA from Labrus mixtus (cuckoo wrasse), 2633 nucleotides. It is a transcript of the gene igsf8, whose product is annotated as immunoglobulin superfamily, member 8. The coding region runs from base 261 to 2180 and encodes 639 amino acids. NCBI's taxonomy places the organism in Eukaryota, Metazoa, Chordata, Actinopteri, Labriformes, Labridae. The record is from RefSeq and is a predicted model, not a curated record. The transcript has 8 exons.